Molecule: messenger RNA, 1095 nt
Organism: Brugia malayi
Lineage: Eukaryota; Metazoa; Nematoda; Chromadorea; Rhabditida; Onchocercidae
Product: Mitochondrial carrier C16C10.1, putative
Exons: 8
Coding region: 1-1095 (364 amino acids)
Biological process (GO): mitochondrial transmembrane transport
Source: RefSeq, a predicted model, not a curated record
AUGGAACAUAAUGAAAAGGAUUACUCUUCUGGUACAACGCCAUUUCUCCAGCAGAUAAUGGCUGCUUCUUCUGGUGCUAUUAUAACCUCACUACUAAUGACACCAAUGGAUGUCGUAAAAAUACGAUUGCAGCAACAAGCGCAUCCUUUUGUUAAAGGCACUUGCUUUUUGUAUUACAAUGGUUUGAUGGAUCAUUUGUGUACAGCUUGUGCUGAUGUGAAUUCUAAAGAACCAUGCGAAUGGUUUGCAAGACCAGGAAAUUUUACAGGAACGAUGGAUGCAUUGUUCAAAAUUUCAAGGACAGAAGGGAUUCGUUCACUGUGGAGUGGGCUUUCUCCGACACUGAUUAUGGCUAUACCGGCAACAGUACUUUAUUAUACAGUUUACGAUAAUAUGUUGUGCUGGUUGAGAGAGAAAUAUAAUCAGAAAUCUCACUGGAUUCCUUUGGUUGCUGGUUCAUCUGCCCGUCUAGUUGCCCUCACUAUUGUUUCGCCAAUGGAAUUGAUAAGGACAAAAAUGCAAAGUGAACGACUUACAUAUAAAGAUAUUGGAUUAGCUUUUCAACGAUCGAAAGCAGCUGAAGGAUGGAUCAGUUUGUGGCGUGGUUGGGGUCCUUUGCUAAUGCGUGAUAUGCCGUUUUCUGCUGUGUAUUGGACAGGAUAUGAAUAUUUGAAAGCGAAUGCUUUACAAAGAUUCAAUCAACGGGAAACAAAUUUUUUGAUUAGUUUUAUAUGUGGUGCAAUGGCUGGUUCAGUUGCAGCAUUUGUAACAACUCCGUUUGACGUCAUUAAAACUCAUCGUCAAAUUACUUUAGGAGAGGUAGAGACUAUAAAGCAGAUAAGAGGACAUAAUAAUGGGAGUAUGAAAGUGACAGAAAACUGUGGCUGUAAUACAGUUAUCACAGAAAGACGUGAUAUGGAAAUUCGAUCAAAGCGCUCUUUCGGUAUUAUGAAAGAACUUUAUGAAAAGAAGGGAUUCAGAUCUUUGUUUGCAGGGGUGGUGCCACGUGUAACAAAAGUUUCGUUUGCGUGUGCUGUAAUGAUAAGUAGUUACGAGUAUUGUAAACUAUUCUUUAAAAAAGUGAAUAGCUUAUGA